GGGGGCAGCUGCAUCCACAGUACGCCCGCCGCGCGCCCCUCGUUUUUUUCUCCUCCUCGAGAACACGCACACACGGAAGCUAGCUCAGCUCAGCUCACAGCCUUCUUCAGUCUUCUUCUUGUACCGACCAUUCUCCCUUGCACUGUCGCCCCGCCCUCUCUCGAUUCUCUCUCCAGUCCAGCCGCGGCAGUCCCCCCGCGCCCUUGCAUCAGGUGUUGCCUCCUGCAGAUCCAAAUUGGAAUUUGGGCCUUCGUCUCCACAUCACCAAUCCGGUUGCCUUCUUUGGGGUUUGCUCACAGCACACACAAGCCAUUUUACUGCUUGGAGGCUGCCACUUUUAGCAUCUCUGCCUCUUGAGCGAUCUCCAAGGGGAAGGGAAGGGAGUGAUGGGGGAGUGCGAGGACGCCGAGGAGUACAGGUGCUGGGAGGAGCUGUUGCCGGACGCGCUGGGCCUCAUCUUCCGCAACCUUCCGCUCCAGGAGGUGCUCACCGUCGUGCCGCGGGUGUGCAAGUCCUGGGGUCGGGUGGUCGCCGGCCCCUACUGCUGGCAGGAGAUCGACAUCGAGGAGUGGAGCCAGCAGCAGAGCAAACCGGAGCAGAUCGGCCGCAUGGUCGAGAUGCUCGUCGGCCGCAGCGGCGGCUCGUGCCGCCGCAUCAGCGUCUCCGGGCUUCCCUGCGACCCGCUCCUCUCGUUCAUAGGAGACCGCGCGCGAGCUCUUCGGGCCCUGGAGAUUCCACGGAGCGAGAUCAGCGACUCCAUCGUGGAGACCGUGGCGCCGCGGCUCUCCAACGUCACCUUCCUGGACAUCAGCAGCUGCACCAAGAUCGGCGCCCGCGCCCUGGAGGCGUUCGGCAAGCACUGCAAGUCCCUGGUGGGGCUCCGGCGCGUGAUGCACCCGAUCGACCUGGUGGACAAGGAGUGCCAGCACGACGAGGCCCACGCCAUCGCCCGCAGCAUGCCCAAGCUCCGGCACCUGGAGAUGGGGUACAUGCUGAUCCGGACGGAGGCGGUGGCGGAGAUCCUGGGGCAGUGCCGCGACCUCAAGUUCCUGGACCUGCGCGGGUGCUGGGCCGUGGACGACAAGCUCCUGCGGGAGCGCCACCCGGGGCUCCGCGUCCUGGGCCCGCGCGUCGAGGACUGCUACGAGAACACCUACUGGGAGGAGUGCUCCGACUACUCGGACGACGACUCCUCCAUCUACUCGUGGGAGUUCAUGGACGACGUCGACGGCUACUACGCCGUCGGCAGCGACGACGAGGCCAUCUGGGACGACGGCCAGGGGCUCGAGAACCUCGAGGUCAGGUUCUACGGCGGCGGGUUCAGCGAGAGCUUGGCCGGCUUCGACUGGCCACCGUCGCCGUGAGAUAGAUGGCAGCAUAUGCAGUUCUUCUUGCUUCUACUGUAUGUGUGCGUGUGUGCGUGUGCUGUUCCUGAGCUUGCAGCUAUGUUGUUGCUGUACUGUGUCUGCGACACCACUCGAUCUCCCCCUCUAGCUUGCAGAUAUGUGUUAAGUGGACUGCUGCUAAUAGUACAAUCUAGAUGAUGUAAACUCUGGUGUUUACAUGGAGCAAAUCAACAUGCAUCGGUGAGAUUUCACCGGCGCAAAUCAACA
Messenger RNA from Setaria italica (foxtail millet), 1613 nucleotides. Its product is annotated as F-box protein FBW2. The record is from RefSeq and is a predicted model, not a curated record. The coding region runs from base 387 to 1364 and encodes 325 amino acids. Lineage: Eukaryota; Viridiplantae; Streptophyta; Magnoliopsida; Poales; Poaceae. The transcript has 4 exons.